CAAAAUAUAUCAUGAAGCGUUUUCUUCAAACUUCCUCUCUUUUCAUCCUCCUCUUUAGAUUGUUUUGUUCAUCAUAUCUCGUAUUAGAGUUCUAUCUUUUAUCGUUCUCAUCAUGUUCUAUAGAAUAUUAUUCUUUAAUUUCUCUGUCUUAGGUUAUAUCUGUGAAUUGCAAUCUUUUGUUUUAAUUUUGAUGGGAAAUCUCAGAUCCAGUAUUCUGGAAAUUGGUUUGUUAUUUAUCGAUCAUGGAUUAAGUGUUCCAGUGAUUGGUUUUUUAUUAAACCUAUAUUUGAUUCAAGCUUAUAAUGUUAUAAGCUUACAAAAUUAAUGCAUUCGUGCUUUUAAUUAUGUCUAUAAAUAUGAGAUAUUUUUACCCCCUUUUUUUUUCUGAAUCUUCCAUCAUUUUAGUGUAAUUUAGCAUUUCUUAUUGACAAUAGUAUAUAAUUUAGAUUUGUUUAGCUCAGUCUAACAUUCGAUUAAAAUCUUAUUUCCGUUUGUUAUUUGCAGAUACCGGAUACAUGCCUUUAAUUGCUUAAAAGCUUAGAAAAUGUUUUAAGCUCAUUCUGGAAUCAUAAUUGUUUUAAAGUUUGCAAAAUUUGUUAAGCUCGUUCUGAAUUCAAACAAAACAUUAGUUUUUUCAUUUCAAAAAUUAAUGUGAGAAACCAUUUACUAUAUAGGGAAACAUUUUCAAAAAAAAAGAAACAUUUGAUUUAGUAUGCGAUUUUAAUGUCUAUAGCAUAGAUUAACUUUCUCAUUUAGUAUGCGCUUUUGAUUUUUUUUUUUCCGUAUUGUCCCGGUUGGUUCUUACUUAAAUUGUUCUUAUUAUUUAUUUCGCUCUCCCAAUUUUUCCCCUUUUCGUCUGGACCUCUCUUUCUAGGGUUACUUGAUUCAGUGAAGAGAUUUCUCCAUUCUGCGUUUUGUCCGUCGAUUGACCUUCACAGUAUGGGUUUCCUUUACAAGUUGCGCUUUCUGAGGAAGAGGAAGUAUCAAGAGUUUGAACAAAACAAUUGGAUGGACUAUCCUCCUGAUGAUUAUUAUGAAGAUUUGCAAGAUCAUUACGAUGAUUCCGAUUCUGAUUAUUACGAUGCUCAGCUUGUCCAGUACGAUGACGAGGAAGAUGGCAAUCACGAUGAAGAUAAUGAUGAAGAGAAUGAUGCCUAUAUAAUCCGUCCUGACAAGAGCCAGAAGGUUUACAAGUCUAUUGUUCUUAGAAAUGGACUCACCGUUCUGCUCAUAUCGGACUCUUCUGCUAUGAGCUCAACUGCUGCUAUGACUGUUAGAUUUGGGAGUAUUAAUGACCCUCCAGAUAUGAUGGGAAUUGCUCAUUUGAUUGAGCACAUGUUGUCAAGGGGAUCAACUGAAAAUGAUUUUCAAAGUUUUGUGAUGAUGAAUGGUGAACGAGUUUUUGCUAUCACAGAUAUGGAACACUCGGGUUUCUCUUUUGAGAUCGGUACGCCAAAUUUUCAGGCUGGUUUGAAGAGGUUUGCUAAAAGUUUCAUUUCCCCUCCCAUGGACGUUGAAGACAUAAAAAGCGAGAUUAACACCAUCAAUCAAGAGUGGUUAGGUUGGAAAUUUAGAGAUGAAGCUCGUUUGGAACAGCUGUUUGCCCAUACAACUCACGUGGAUCACCCUUUUCAUCGAUUCACUAUGGGCAACAAACGUUCUUUGUCAAAUCAUGAACCGAAAAGUAUUCGUGAUGCUGCCCUGGAGCUAUAUGUUAAGCACUUUGUAGCUUCUUGCAUGAAGCUUGUCGUUAUUGGUGCAGAUCCUGUAGAUAAACUUGAAAGAUGGGUCAGGAAAUACUUUUCAGAACUUCCAAGAGGUCAAGAGAUUAACUUAGCAUUUCCAGAGUAUGAUACACAUCGGUGGAAGCAUAGCUUGUGGAAGCAUGGCGUUUCAUAUUUUCUUGAGUCCUUGGAGGGUUCUCAAAGUAUGAAGAUUAGUUGGAUCCUUCCUCCUGUGUCUAGGACACAUGUUAAUAAAAGGCCAGAGAUGUUUAUACUACGACUUUUAUGUGACGAGAGUCAGGGUUCCCUUUCCUCUUUCUUCAAGUCGAAGCUAUGGAUAACAUCGCUUCAUGUUUGGUCGGGUCAUGAAUCAAAGUUUUCUGAUGUUGAUAGUUCUUCCUAUUGCUCUACAUUAGCAGGUCAACUUUUUGUGAUCUCCAUGGAUAUCACAGAUCGCGGCUGGGAACAUAAAUAUGAUAUGGUAUCGUAUGUGUACCAGUACCUUAAUCUUUUGAAAUCUAUGGAUCCUCCUCCAUCUCUUCCAUCACUCAUUGAAGAGUUCAGAUCUUCAAUGAAUAUUUGGUUUCAGUGCUUGGAUUUUGAUAGCAACCAGCUUUGUGAUCCUUCCCAGUUUUCUCUGGCUCUUGCAGUUAAUAUGCUCAAGUUUCCUGUUUCACAUGCGAUCUCUCUUGAUUUUGGCUAUGACUUUGGUGAUUUCGAAGACAUCAAGGAAAUGCUUCGUAAUUUCAGUACGAAAAAUAUGAGGAUUGACUUUCUUUCAAAAGCUUUCACAGAAAAAGGGGAAAGAGAACCAUUUUUCUCUUUCACAUUCAAAGAAGAGAAUGUUCCCCAUUCUUACUUGCAACGAUGGGAGAUUCCUGAAGAAACAGAUCCUGGGCUACACUUGCCAUUCAGGAAUGAAUUGAUGCCAACGACCUCUCUAUUGGAAGUUCUUGAAGAGGAAAUUGUGGGGAGUUCUUUUAAAAGCAUUGCUGACAAAUGUUUCUACAAAGAGAACAAGGGCGUAUUGGGUAAAGCUUCGCUAAACAUUUACUUGGAUCCUGGUCAAGGUGUUAUACCACACAUGAUAACCAGAAUCUACUUCGAGAUCAUCAAAGUUGAGCUUAGCUCUCUUUUAUUUAAGGCCGGAGAAGGGUACAUUUCCACUGCAUUAUCGAUUGGAGAUGACAACACCAUUGUGUUGGAACUCUAUGGCCAUCCUCAAAGGUUUAAAUACCUUGUUGCUUCUAUCUGGGAUAAAUUUAAAUCGUUUGAGCCUACUCCUGAUUGCUUUCAGAUUAUCACUGAGAGAAUGAAGAGAGAUUUCUACGUUAAUUCUCGUGAUCUGAUUCAUCAUGCACAUUGCCUCUUAUCUGAGGCUGUUUUCCUAGUACCUUUCACCAUGGAAGAUAAGUAUGGAGUCAUGAAGUAUAUUACUUUUGACAACCUCAGGCGCCUCCUACCUGCCAUGCGAUCUGAGGCACGAGUUGUUGCUGUUUUUUCUGGAAGUGUGUCUAAAGAAGACUGCAAACAAAUUACAAAUUUGUUUCAACCCUUUGGAGAUUUUAAAAUCCAAAGGGUAUUUCAGACUAAGAGAGUGUUACGUCAGGAUUACUCUUAUCAAGUCUUUGCCAACCCAAAAACAGAGACAGAAACAAAUUGCUUGGCCAAGGUUUAUUUCCAAAUGGUGUGUGAUGAAAAGUCCGAAGUCUACAAUGCUGAAAACGUGACGGUAUUUUUACAUCUUCUAAAGGUUAUGGUUACUGAGAAAGUAUUUUUCGAUCUGAGGCUAACACAGGGGCUUGGUUAUCGAGUAGGUUGUGAUAUAUAUAACCUAGGAUUCUAUAUCUACGUUGUGUCUCCUGACCAUAAGCCUAAAGAUCUCCUGAUAAAGCUAUAUGACUUUGUUGCAACCAUUCCUGUCUAUUUGGCUGGUGUUGAUGAUCAAACUUUUAAAAGUUUCAGGAGUGUAGUUAAUUUCCCAGAUGAGUCUGGUUUGUCUUAUGACUUGGUUGAUGAUGACAGUGGCAUAAAUGGUGAUAAUGUAGCCGGGUUGAUAUUGGAACGUAUGGAGAAAGACGAUGUGGUUCAUCUAUAUGAUCGCUUUUUUGUCAAAAUGCCUUUUAUUGUUGAAAUAUGCAUUGGAAGGACAUUUGAUUAGCUCCAUAUGAUGAACCAAAAUUUUAUUUAUGACAUGUUGUGUCAUCACCCUCCUUUAAGAUUUACUUAAAACUUCGCUGAAAACCAUGUUUAUGUUUUCCUUAUGCUAUCACUUGUUGAAUAAUCAUGAUAUUUGUUUUCUUUUUGUUAUAUGAACGUAAUGUUAAGGAACCAUGGUUCUAUUUGGGA
This is a messenger RNA of Brassica napus (rape), 4073 nucleotides long. RefSeq names its product nardilysin-like. Gene Ontology annotation, molecular function: metal ion binding; metalloendopeptidase activity. The record is from RefSeq and is a predicted model, not a curated record. The transcript is spliced from 18 exons. Gene Ontology annotation, cellular component: cytosol. Gene Ontology annotation, biological process: proteolysis. The coding region runs from base 940 to 3885 and encodes 981 amino acids. NCBI's taxonomy places the organism in Eukaryota, Viridiplantae, Streptophyta, Magnoliopsida, Brassicales, Brassicaceae.